AUGAGCUGCAGACCUUAUUUAAAGAUGAUGAGCGAGAAAAAAUCGACUGAAAAUUUUGUUACGUUUAGAGAAGAAGAAGAAGAAGAAAAAAGUAGAUACAGUAGAGUUAUGAAACAUCCAAUCAUUUCAUUUUUGAUAAAUGUAACGGUAACUUGGUUGAUAUUCUUUACUUUUCUAAAGAUAUUACAAAUCAAAUAUGGACAGAGACUUUUAGAUUUUUUGAGUUCGAUAUCGGUUCAUGUUGAGUUGUUCUCUAUAAAUUGGUCGACCACUAAAUUCAACACAUCACUGAGAAAGGUAGCAUUGCGAUUCGAACGAUUCUGGAAUUACUUUUAUAGAGUCGGUAAUACCAUUGUACUUAUUUUACUUCCUUUGGCAUUCUUGGGACUUUGUUAUAAUUUAUUUGUUUUACUCCUUAAUAGAUCGAAUGAGAAUGCAAUCAUAACACCAAUCGUUCCUGGUGUAAACUUUCCAUUAUCACAUCUUUGGUAUUUAAUUUUAGCAUUGGUUAUCAGUGCAACCAUACAUGAACUUGGUCAUGCAUUAUGUACAUUAAAGAUUAAUGAUUAUGGAAUUUAUAUAUUUUUCAUAUUUCCAAGUGCAUAUGUCACCAUUAAUUUAGAGGAUAUAGAAAGAAAAUCACAUUGGAAAAAGCUCAGAGUUUUCAGUGCAGGUGUUUGGCAUAAUAUUAUACUGAGCUUUAUUAUAUUCCUUUUGAUGCCGGCUACACCAUAUUUGUUAUCACCAUUGUAUCAUUAUUCGAAUAAGGAACUCUAUGUUUCCUAUGUACCUAAGGAAUCUCCAUUGGCCGGAUCAGUUGCAGUUGGCACCAGAAUACUGGAAGUUGGAGAUUGUACAGUCACAAACACCACAUCCUACUUCCAGUGUAUCGAUAAAUCAUGGAAUGAACCGAAUUCUUAUUGUUUGAAUCUUCAAUUUAAAGAAUGUUUAAAUCAAACACAAAAUGUUAGAUCAUGUAUAGAUCUAGAUCAACUUUUUAAUAUGGUACCAUGCAAUAGUUCUACACCAUGUAGGUCUAAAGAUAAAGAGUGUGUUAAUCUCGCACCAUCUAGGUUAUUUAAAAUUAAACUAUCGACCAGAGACUAUGUCACUGCAGAUGGCACACCAGAGGAACUCUUGUUUGUCGGAACAGCUCAAGAGCUUUGGGAUUCAUUUGCAACCAAUCAUUAUAAAGCAAGAUGGACAUGGUAUCCAGAUAUUUAUUAUUUCGUUGAAACACUUACCAUGUUUACUGUAGCUAUUUCACUGGGUUUGGCAAUGAUGAAUAUGUUACCGAUAGGUGGAUUCGAUGGCAGCUAUAUCAUGUUAUCGAUUCUACAUUUAGUACUAUCGUAUCAUUAUCCUCACAAUUCGAAAGAGAAGAACGACAUCUUGAAGAACAAACUCUACAGAUAUUUCUCAAUCUUUACAACCAUCCUAUUGGUAUUGAAUCUAUCGAUAUCAUUUUACUAUAUAAUAUUCGGACCUGGUGGUCAGCCAGUAGGAUAA
Heterostelium album PN500 is the source of this 1509-nucleotide messenger RNA. It is a transcript of the gene mbtps2, whose product is annotated as site-2 protease family protein. Bases 1 to 1509 code for a protein of 502 amino acids. The transcript has 9 exons. The record is from RefSeq and is a predicted model, not a curated record. NCBI's taxonomy places the organism in Eukaryota, Evosea, Eumycetozoa, Acytosteliales, Acytosteliaceae. Gene Ontology annotation, molecular function: metalloendopeptidase activity. Gene Ontology annotation, cellular component: membrane; cytoplasm. Gene Ontology annotation, biological process: membrane protein intracellular domain proteolysis; regulation of response to endoplasmic reticulum stress.